AUGGCUGCCGUCGGCAGGAACUAUCAUUUCAGGGAGCCGAAACGGAAAAUUAUGUCUUUAAAUUUCUACUGGACAUGUAGUUUUCUUAUUUUUGUCUUCAGUGGGUGUUUCGCUGACGACGACCAUGAAAUGGAGGAGUUUUUGAAGCGGGAGUUUUCCCUAUCCAAGCCAUACCAAGGUGUGGGCUCCUUGGGCUCCGCCCACUGGGAGCUGAUGGGGGAUGCCAUGGUAACCACCGACCAGGUGCGCCUCACACCUGACAUGCAGAGCAGGCAGGGGGCAGUGUGGAGCCGCAUUCCCUGCCAUCUGAAGAACUGGGAGAUGCAAGUCCACUUUAAGAUUCACGGAAAAGGAAAGAAGAACCUUAACGGUGACGGGUUGGCCAUUUGGUACACAAAGGAACGUAUGCAGAAAGGUCCUGUAUUUGGCAAUAUGGAUAAUUUCACUGGCUUGGGUGUGUUUGUGGACACAUACCCCAAUGAGGAGAAACAUCUGGAGGCGCAGAAGAAAAGAUAUACUCCUCGCACACAGAGGAUCUUCCCCUUCGUGUUAGCCAUGGUCGGCAACGGCAGCAUCAGCUACGACCAUGAGAGGGACGGUCGGCCCACGGAGCUCGGAGGCUGUAACGCCAUGGUCCGCAAUCUCAAACACGACACCUUCCUCUUCAUCCGGUAUAUCCGUCGCAGGCUAACGGUGAUGAUUGACAUUGAAGGGCAACAUGAGUGGAGGGACUGCCUAGACAUCCCUGGGGUGCGGCUGCCUAUGGGUUAUUAUUUUGGAGCUACAGCCAUCACUGGAGAUCUUUCGGACAACCAUGAUAUCAUUUCCCUGAAACUCUACCAGCUGACUGUGUUGAAGAGUAAACAGGAAGAGGAAGAGGAGGAAGAGGAGAUAACCAUUCCAAGUGUUGACAACUUUGAACUACUCCGAUUGGGUCAGACUGAUGAAGGGAUGAGUGCAGUGGCUAUGUUCUUCACCAUGCUUUUUUCAAUGCUGGGCUGUAUCUUCCUCAUCGUCAUCGGCCUGGUGGUCUACAGCCACUGGAAUGAGACCCGGCGCAAGCGCUUCUACUGAGAAAGACAUGAUGGUAAUGGAAAUACAGACUGCGGUGAUCAGACCCAGCUGCACUGAGACCUUAAUAAGGGCUGAUGGCACUCUGUUUCCUGAGGACAACAAUAUAUUGAUGGGAGAACAAGUCAGUGUAUCACCCUCUACAACUAAAGCCAUCCUCUGAUUUUGCCAUUGGUAGUCAUGAAGCAGUAGGAAGGCCCCUGCCUGACGCACACCAACUUGGCCUUACCAGCUCCACCUCUGAAUGUGUUUCACAGAAAACAGGCUGUUAUAUCACCACUUCUUAUGAGCAGCUUUUAUGUUCUGAAAGUGAAGUGACUGUUAAAUACAUUUUCAGCUGGCUGAUGUUGAUUUUGUGGCUUUUAGAAAUUAAUUUAAGUAAUAUAAGGAUAUCUAUUGUGUUCCUACUUGUGCUCCACAUGCAGUAGAACUUCUAAAGCCAACCAAAACCACCCUGAGAAUAUGACUGUGGUCUUCAUCAUCACUUCUUGCUAGCUAAAGAUGCAUCUCUACUCCUUUUUACAUUAGAAAAAAAAUUCAUUACUAAGCAAUCAAUCAUUUGGUUUUUGUGUAUGAACUUUAUGAUGAUAUUUAUAAUCUCAUGCUGUAGGUAUAGUAUGCAUGAUAUUCAACAAGGUUUUUUUAAGAUUUGGAGGUCUUCUAUUGCGUCCAGAUUGGUGCAUGUGGCAACAAUUUCGGUGUUUCAGGGAAAAUAUAGUUUCUAUAAAAUGGUGUUUUAAUGACAGUGUAAAAAUAUUUAUUUUUCCCUUCCUCAUAUUUUAUGCACAUAUUUAAAGCUCCUGUGAGGAGUUGUGAAAGCAAGCAAGAUCAUCGCAACAUUAUUGAUCAUUUCUCUAAGCAAUAGCUGCAAUCAGCAUCAAUAGGAACACCCUCAAAAUGUUGCAGUGCUUCACACUGAGAGUACAAGUACACCAUCAACCUCAGUGCUGAGGAACUGCUUGGUAGCCAUCUGCCCUACAAAUGAACUUUAAAACCCAAAUCUUUAAAAUUUGAGUUAUUUAAUUUACCCAUCUAAGGUCCAGAACGUGGGAUCCGAAAUCCCAGCAUGUGUCCAUAGUCAGCAUUUAACUCCUAGUAACUUUAACAUGAAGUUUUCCGUGUUUGAUUGUUUCAGGGGAGACAUAAAACUUGGAGUUAUUGAUGUUAUUUUAAUUUUAGUACUUCAUAUCUACAGAGAAUUGGAUUCUGACUCUUACCAGAUAACUGCGGAUGAUACGUUGGGCUAAUAAGUGGGGUCUUUCAUUCACCCUUUUUUAAAAACUUGUGCUACAAUCUGAUCAUAUUCUGACAAGUUUAUUGACAUAUUAUUUUCCUUUGAUGAUUAAUAGUAAUGACUCAAUGUAAGGCAUUACAGCAUUCCCUAAUGGGACGCCCCACCCAAGACUAUGGCCUGAUGCUGACUGUAUUUAUGUUUAAUGUCAAUAACUGCUGCAGGGAGGUGAGGGGAGUUACAGCAGGCAGCAAAACAGAUUUUGUUCACAGUUUCCAUGGUAAAGAGUCACAGGAAUUGAUCAGAGAACUUUUCCUCAACAUGUACAGGACAAGAUCAUUGAAGAAAGGAAAAAUACAGUAUAGCUCUCUUUCUGCAUCUCUCUCCCCUCUCUGUCUCUGCAGCUUCCUUCCCCUCUCUUCUUUUCCCUGCAUCUCCCUCUUCUUUUUUUCCGCAUUACCUUCUAUUCCUUUAUAACUCCAACACAGCUUCCACAGAAGGCUGCCUUGUUCUGCUGGAGGUUUCUGCCUGUAAAGGGAAGCUUUGCCUUGCUACUGAAACUAUGCUAAAUGUUCCGUAGUGCUGUGCUCAUGGUGGAUUUAUGCUGAGUCUGUCAUAAUUGAUAGAGCAGGUUUUUGAAUUGCCACCAUACAAAUAAAAUUUUAUCGAUUGACUUACACCUAUUGGUCAAUAGAGGCACUAUAGUUGACACAGAUCAAAAGUCCCUCAUAUGAGCUUUAAGAGGGAUUUGUGGGAUUCAUGGACAGAUAGAAAUAAAUUAUUACAAAUAAAGUUUAUUUUAAGUAGAUUUAUUUAAUGUACUCUUUGCACUGAAGAGAGGGCUGAUGGUGAGAAUUCCACUCAGUAAUACCCCCUUGUACCCUUUCAUUGACACCUGUUUUUGCACACUGAAUACUAUUACGGCCUUUUGUUUGUGUUCUUUUGUGUUGUGUGUAGACACCACCGUUCCUCAUAGGUUUCAUAUUUUUCCAGUGAACCAAAAACCAUGCUGGUUUCAACUCAAGAUGUGUGUUUGGAUGAAGGUUUUGACUCUCUAUGUUAUUUAUUAUAAUGUCAGAUGUGUUUUAUUCUGUUUUUAAUCCAGUCAUGAAAUGUGUAAGGACUUCUGCUGUUUCCAAGCCACUUUGACAACCAGCCUACCUUAUUUAUACUAUGUUGUUGUGUUGUGUUUAUCUCUCGACUUUUCUUUGUUUUGGAAGAAAAUUGUGUGCCUCAUGUAUCCAUUGUGUGCUCCAUCACUUUUUUGUUUGUCCUUAAUUUAUUUAAUGCAUCAUUAAAGGCAAAACAACCUACACUGGUUAUAUGAUUUCUCGGUGUGGUCAAUGAUGGGAAACAUAUUUGGCCAUACGUGGAAAGUAAGAAAUGACAUUUACCCAUGUUAGUGUAACUGAGCAGCUUUCUGUGUGUUUGUGAAAGUUUUUAAAAUGAGUACUUUUAUUUUACAUGAGUAAUUUCUGCAGGAAGAUGAGCCUGAGCUGAUUCGCUGACAUCUAUCACCUUACUAUGAGAUGAACAUGCAUGCUCAGGCAUGGACAAUGGCAAAGAUGGAAGAUUAUGAGUCAUGCAAAUGUCAUAUGACUCGUUAAUCAAGCUGAAGUAAUCCUAAAACAGUAAAUAAACACUGGUGAAGCAGAAACUACCUGUUUGGGUUCAAGUGCAAGCAAUUCAGCCACUUCAUGCAGGCAGUCAUCAAACCUGUACAAGCAUGCAAGUUAUGGUUCCCUGUCCAUCUCCAUUGAGAGUGACGUCCCUCUCAGUUGAUAUCAGCACAAGUUCAGAUAGCCUGUCCUCCCCACAUCUGUUUCUGCGCUGGGUCUUGACAUGUUUCAGUUUGGAGAAAGGCCUCUAUUUUGAAGCAGUUGUCACUGGCAAUGUGGCAUAUACCAUAUUAUGACAGGCUUGUUAAGAGUAGGAAAGGGCCCUUUAUCAGGUUGUACUCAAUGAGAGGGUGAGCUGAAGGGCAACUUGUCCCGUUUGUCCUUGAAAGGCACCCUUUAGAAAACUAGUCAUCUUAGGGUGCUUUUUUUAUCAUGUUAAAGGUCACAUGUUUUACUUUACUAUUGAAGUUUGUUGCU
This is a messenger RNA of Cheilinus undulatus (humphead wrasse), 4398 nucleotides long. RefSeq names its product lectin, mannose-binding 2-like a (gene lman2la). The record is from RefSeq and is a predicted model, not a curated record. Gene Ontology annotation, biological process: endoplasmic reticulum to Golgi vesicle-mediated transport; Golgi organization; endoplasmic reticulum organization. Gene Ontology annotation, cellular component: endoplasmic reticulum membrane; endoplasmic reticulum-Golgi intermediate compartment; Golgi membrane. Bases 1 to 1074 code for a protein of 357 amino acids. The transcript is spliced from 9 exons. Gene Ontology annotation, molecular function: D-mannose binding. NCBI's taxonomy places the organism in Eukaryota, Metazoa, Chordata, Actinopteri, Labriformes, Labridae.